CCAGCUCCACCCCAGGAGGUUUGAAGUUUGAGCCUCCCGUAAACUUUAUGACAACUUCGCUUUCCUCAAAUUGAUGACACUCAGAGCUCCGACAGUUGGCGAGUUUUGAACACCGAGCACGGGACAGGAUACUGGAAGCCCGUGAUUAAAAUGGCUUCCAGAGGAAAGACAGAGACAAGCAAACUAAAGCAGAAUUUAGAAGAGCAGUUGGAUAGACUGAUGCAGCAGUUACAAGACCUGGAGGAAUGCAGGGAGGAGCUCGAUGCGGAUGAAUAUGAAGAAACUAAAAAGGAAACUUUGGAGCAGCUGAGUGAGUUCAACGAUUCGCUGAAGAAGAUUAUGUCAGGAAAUAUGACGCUGGUGGAUGAGCUCAGUGGGAUGCAGCUGGCCAUCCAGGCAGCCAUCAGCCAGGCCUUUAAAACUCCUGAAGUCAUCAGAUUGUUUGCGAAGAAACAACCAGGCCAACUUCGGACAAGGCUAGCCGAGAUGGACAGAGAUCUGAUGGUGGGGAAGCUGGAAAGAGAGCUGUAUACCCAGCGGAAGGUGGAGAUCCUGACGGCACUCAGGAAGCUCGGAGAGAAGCUGACAGAAGAUGAUGAGACCUUCCUGUCAGCUAAUGCAAGUGCUGUGCUCAGCCAGUUUGAAAAAGUCUCCACAGAGCUUGGCUCUGGAGACAAGGUCCUUGCUCUGGCAGGGUUCGACGUUGAAAAAGCCAAGAAAUGACGGCGUGGUGGGUUUGGCUCUGCCGGCCCCACCCCUCCUGCACACGGUGCUUCCAUCCUGAGGACUCAGGCCACACAAAGCUGUAGACUCUCACAACAGCCCAGGAAUAGGUGACUUGGAACACAGUGUGGCUUCUGCUUAGGGUCCUCGUCCCUCUCUCUGUGGAUCUCCCUUCUUACGUGACCCCAGGCUUGUUGGACAGAGGGACAUUGUUCACUAUGAUUUGUUUUGUUAAGAUGUCUUGGUUUUAGUGCUGAUAGGGGUGAGAGCUAUGAGCUAGGGACUAUCCUGACUUCUGUCUGCAUGCCUUGGGAUGAACAGCAGUGAUAUCCCUGGCCCUCCUGUGGCUGGAGAAUCUUAGAAACCUUUUCAGUUUUUACACAAGGAAACCAAGACUUAGCACUUGUGAUGUCUAAAGUCACAUUAGAGGCAGAGCUGAGGCUGGGGCUCAGGUGUCCUGAAUCCAAGUUUUACUUCUUUACUCUGUACUGUUUUUUAUAUAUAUAAUAAUUGUAUUUGUGCAAA
Messenger RNA from Mus caroli (Ryukyu mouse), 1248 nucleotides. RefSeq names its product leucine zipper and CTNNBIP1 domain containing (gene Lzic). NCBI's taxonomy places the organism in Eukaryota, Metazoa, Chordata, Mammalia, Rodentia, Muridae. Gene Ontology annotation, cellular component: cytosol; beta-catenin destruction complex; nucleus. The record is from RefSeq and is a predicted model, not a curated record. Gene Ontology annotation, biological process: negative regulation of Wnt signaling pathway. Gene Ontology annotation, molecular function: beta-catenin binding.